Messenger RNA from Suillus subalutaceus, 2115 nucleotides. RefSeq lists its product as uncharacterized. Lineage: Eukaryota; Fungi; Basidiomycota; Agaricomycetes; Boletales; Suillaceae. The coding region runs from base 349 to 1875 and encodes 508 amino acids. Gene Ontology annotation, molecular function: protein binding. The transcript has 4 exons. The record is from RefSeq and is a predicted model, not a curated record.
CGGUCUCGAACAUGGAGCCAUCAUUCAUGUAAAUCAACAUGACUGGAUGGUAUGGCGUACGCAUAAUAUAUCGUCACGGUGAUUGUCCUCUUUUCUAGGGGAGACUACAUACGGUGCAUGCUCCUUGUCGUUGCAACUCAACUGAAAGUUUGAAAUUGAAUAAUCUGUUUGCAUGCUCGGUGCUAUAUCUCGAGAUUCCUAGUUAUGUAAUAAUAUCGCAACUCAAGCUUUCGAGUAAGUACUGCCACUCGUGCUCACGGCGUCACGAGAGUGACGAGACUACGUUCUAAUACGCGAUCACCUGAUACGCAGUUGAUCUCACCUUGCGACUACGAAAAUUUAAACGGAAUGAAGUCUGACGUAGGAUUCCUCUCUCUCGCUGAAGAACUCCAGCUGUACAUUCUGCGUUUCCUUCCCUACCGAGAUAUUCUUCGCUGCACAUCUGUGUGUAAGGCCCUUCGCCAGGCAUAUGUGUCCUCCUCCGAACUUCAGUACAUCGUUGAACUCGGCGGCCAACAUUUGAUUCCCAUCUCCAAUACGGACUCAGACAACCACACACCUGUUUCCGAGCACCUACAACACUUGAGGGACAGAGCUCACGCUUGGUUCAGGGUUGACAUCCACUCUGCCAAAACAGUUCCUAUACCAGAGCUUUUUCUCUAUGAGGAGAGUUUCAUAGCCAAUGGACAUCUUUACUCGUGGGACUCAGACGAUGACACGGCCACGAUCAUUCCAAUACUCCCAAAGCCCUCACAACAAAUAAUCGAGCGUAACUGGUCUCCAGGAACGCUGUGUACAGUUCCAAACUCAACCAACCUCUGUGUGUUGAUGGACCCAGCACAAAACCUGAUCGCCGUCGUCUAUUUCGAUGAUGAGGAGACAUUAUAUGUCAACCUUAGAGCCUUGGAUGACGAUAGUUUUCACCCCAAAGCUGCUGGACCAACAUUGUUUCUGUCGGAGCUUCCCGGAUACGACAACGAUGUGGAUUCAGAGAGUGUGAAGCUCAAGGUUAUGGGGAGGCAUAUCGCUCUGCAACGUGCUGCUUCAGACUGUGACAUGUGGCAGGUGCAGAUUUGGGACUGGCAGCACUCGACAUCAGAUAUUAUCCUCAGCGGCGAUUAUCCACACGAGGUUGAUUUUUGUUUCCUCGGAAACGAUAGAUUGCUCGUUGUCGCUGACAAUUUGAAGCUCUUUUCAAUCGAGGAUAUGUCCAAGACACCAGAAUUACUGGCGUCUUUUGUGCCGCCCGUUCAACUGUUGGAAACACGUCUCCUUCCCUCGGACGGUAUUUCGUGUGGCUCACAACCGCAAAUGCAAGCCCAACCAACGAUGUACACCUCAGAUCCGAAACACCAGCUACUCUGCAUUACAACGUUCGUGAAUGCGUCGUUUGUCGUCUAUGUCAUUUCUACCAGGAUUUUCUUCGAUCUUGUUGAAAUGGCAGUAGCGAUGCCAAUACCGUGGAAAUGCUGGGGUCCCUUAAACACUCGUAUUUUCCGGUGCCCACUAGAACUCGACGAAUGCAGAGUUCACCUUAACGGAAGUCGAGUUUUGCUGUUAUUCCGAGUCCGCAAGUCACUCUCGAAACGCAAGCCAAUAUGGAAUUGCAAAUAUAAGUUAUGUAUCAUGGACUUCAGCCCGCUAGCUGUGACGAACAGGCGGGGUCUAGGGCAAGUGGUGACAAAGCCAUCUACGCUAAACGUCACUGAUCCAAAGUACAAGCGUAACGGUUGUGAGGAGCGCUUGAUGACUUUCCUGCCUUACGUCAAGGUCGUAUUGGACAGAAAGUUCAGUCUCGACGAUUUAGAAAACAUAUGGUUAGAUAAGGAUAGGAUUUAUUUACUCUCGGACAAGCUCGAGGUCAUUGACGUUUAGAACGGCCCAUGAUAGAUCGUCGACAUUGUUGAGACUAUCUUCCAUCGUCUAUACCUGUCUAGGGGAGACCAUAGUCUAUGUGCUACUUAUACGGAUAUCGGACUUCUCUGAGAUCAUGCCUUCUUGCGUUUUCCAGUCCACUCGGCGAAUGCUCUGAUAGGUGGUCUAAGGCAGUACAUAGAGUCUAAAGGUUAAACGUUGAGUAUUGAAACCUGGCAAUGAUCUAUCUUCCCAACCAGC